GGGACGGCUGGGGCGACUGGGUCGUAGGGGACGACGAGGGAACGACUGGGACGACUGGGACGACUGGGACGAAUGGGUCGAAGGGGAUGACUGGGACGAGCGACCCACAGGGACGACUGGGACGAGCGAGCCACGGGGACGACUGCGCUCGAGCUUCGGCGGACGACCAUGCACCCCAGUUGGCGGACGACCAUGCACCGCCCCCCAGUCGGCGGCCCAUGCCCCUCCCUUCCCCCCCCCCCGCCCCCGCAUCACCCCCCCCCCACGCCUCCCUCUCCCUCCCUUCUCUCCCUCUCCCUCCCUCGCUCUCUACCUCUCCCCACGACCCCGCGUCACCCUCACCCUCACAUUGACAGUAUCCGCUCGUGGGGACGCCCCAGCUCUGCGU
Messenger RNA from Schizophyllum commune H4-8, 388 nucleotides. RefSeq lists its product as uncharacterized. Lineage: Eukaryota; Fungi; Basidiomycota; Agaricomycetes; Agaricales; Schizophyllaceae. Bases 87 to 353 code for a protein of 88 amino acids. The transcript has a single exon. The record is from RefSeq and is a predicted model, not a curated record.